Molecule: messenger RNA, 1584 nt
Organism: Fusarium venenatum
Lineage: Eukaryota; Fungi; Ascomycota; Sordariomycetes; Hypocreales; Nectriaceae
Molecular function (GO): protein binding
Source: RefSeq, a predicted model, not a curated record
AUGGCGAACCAUCCACCGCGUACCAUGGCUAUGGACCCGCCACAUAUAACCGAAUUCGCCUCAGAACGUUAUUUUGAAAAGCUGAACCAGCUCAACGCGCAUCAGCAACAUCAACAUCAGACUCCGUCGACUCAAACAAGUCUUGACGCUACCACGCCAUCGCCGUCAAGGUUCAUUCUUCCAUUACGAGAAUCUAAAACCGUCGAUACUGAACCCAUCAAGCCGGGUGAAAAGCGUGACAAGUCUCGUUUCUUCGGUCUACGUUCUAGGGUUUCAAUACUUCAUUCCAAGUCCAACUCCCCUACCAGUGCACCUCGUGUUUCUGCUGAAUUAACACGGAAAAGUGCCAGUUUCGAUCAACUUUUUCUUGGACUACCCAACGAGCUACAGAUUCAAGUCAUCUCUGCUUUACCCCUAACCGAUAUACUCAACCUCCGACUUGCUUCCAAGUCAUGGCAUACCCUCGUCACGUUAAACGAAAAUACCAUUGCUCGAUACCAUCUUGAACACCACAUCCCCGCUUAUGCCACACGCCUAUAUCCUAUUACCGAUUCCAACCAGAUUAACUUCCAGCAUUUAUGUGGUCUGUGGCAUCGAUUGCAUGUCGCUGCGAAGCUUGCCUUCCUGAUGUGCGAAUGGAUUACGAAAGAUAUUUUUCUUCGCCAGACCGAAGCCCAACGAAUUGCUUUUGCACCCCAGAACGAACGCAUGCGACGACGACUGAUUCCUCUUUUAUUCACAAUCUUCCACUUUUUUGAGACGUAUCGGAACCUCUAUCUAAAACGCAUGGCCCAGAAUGACGGUAAAGGUUUAAGACGAGAACCUUACACCAUUAAUCCCAUCGAAGCCGAAAUCAUGAGCAUGUAUGACGACCAAACCUUAUUACGGGUCCACGAAGUAUUUCCGCUUGUGAUAUCAUCGUUCUGUCGAAGACUACGUCCACCAACAUACGUGGGCAGAGUUGAGAGAUCGCUUCGUGGAUAUAUCCGGGAGAAACCGUCGGACGACGUGCAUGUCGCCAUCUUAUGCAUUGGUGGACUCCGACAAGUGGAGAGGCUUUGGGAAAUUAAAGGAUACAACAGUCGCCGUGGCGCCGUUGACACAUGGUUCAAUGCUCUUACCAAGGACGCGCCUUCUACCGAGUUGGCCACGUCGACAUCAAAGCCUAAACGAAGCCUAUUUGGACGCAAGAAGUCUACUAGCGAAACCCGGUCAACUGGUGCCGCAUUAAAUAAGGUUCGGAGCUCAGGCUCUAUAGAUGGGAACAUGGACUGGGAUGCUGGCCUUGUCUUUAACACGAGCUUAUCUGCUGGCGCGCCCAUGUCCGCUCUGAGUUCGCAACAGGCCCAGGCUCUCCUCAACGACCUUCCUGUACUGCAACAAAUAUGGCUCACAUCAGCUGAGGCUCUCGUCCUUCAGCGGCGAAUCGUCGAGCGCCCGCAGGACAUCAAGCGCAAUCAACAGGUCAUGCUGGAUUUGAUCCGAGAGGAUGGGCUUGACGAAGAGGACGAAUGGUGGUACGGCCGCAGCAUCCCCGAUUCCGUGCGGCCUCCCGUCAGUGUCACUGAUGACGAUGCGGAUUGA